GGGUAACUAGGGUAAAAUUCAGAAUCACUUAUUUUUGUGGUGACGUCACUGUGGCACUGACCAAUCUGCGGGUCCAGAGUAACAUCAAUCAAACCCUGGAUCAAAUUUUCUCGGCUGGAGAAUUAUUCGAUCAUCGAUCAUUUAAAAGUCUUUGGUAUCGAUUUUCUCCCGCAUUUAGUGAAAAUGUUUUACUACCCCGCAGUUUUAAACCGUCAUUCUGGAUGUUUCUCCACAAUCUGGCUGGUUGCUACAAAAGGUAUCCGAGUUCCCCGCAGGGAUUUCUUAAAAGUGAAUGUCCAAAACACAUGUGAGGAUCUUAUGCAGUACGUGCUGGAGCGGGUUCCACCACCUCGACCUGGUCUGCCACAGCCUCGCUUCUCACUCUACCUGUCCUCACAACUCCAGUAUGGUGUCAUCAUGGUUUUCCACCGCCAGUGUGCUAUUCUCCUGGAGGAGAUUCAUACCAUUGUGGGGCAGCUGUUGAAACGGAUGGCAUCACAGAAUAUUGACCUGGAUGAUCCCACCAGACAAGCUCUGAUGCUCCCAGAUGCUCUGUCUCUACUGGAGGAGACAGAAGGCGCUCAGGACCCUUUAUUUGGCGUGAUGAGCAUGCAGGAUAUUAUGCCGAGUCCCACUACACUGAUGCAGAUGACUUUCCUGCACUGUGUCUCUCAGAUGGAUGAUACGUAUGCAGGGGCAGCCUUUCCUGAACAUCUUGGAAUAACCAGCCCAAGUGAUUCUGUGGCGGUAGAAAAAGGCAUAACUGCAUCACCAGACAGCAUCACUCUCAGAGAGACGGAGCCUGUCACUAUCCCCACUGCAGAGUUUGAGGGCGUGGAACUGGUGGAUCAGCUUUCAGAUGUGCUUGACCUGCUCAUGGCUCAAACAGAUCAUUUUCCAGAAGAUGUCGACGUGGUGAGAAAAGUGGUGACACCAGGACAGCAAGAGAGGGAGAUAGAAAGAGGUGUAUAUCGGGAGAGAGAGACAGCCAAGGAAAUCACUGGAUCCACAGCUGAAUUACAGCCCGACAUACUCCCUAGUGAAGAAGCCAUGCUGUUGCCUCAGGAAGUGCCUGGUGUGUCAGUUGAGAAGCCAGUGCCAUUUCCAGACCAAGUCACCCCCGUCUCUCUGCCUGUCCUCCCCUCACCACCUCCUGCAGUGAGGCAACAGGAAACACGCCGCCUAGAGUUAGAGGAAGUGUCCCCUCCAGAGGUGAGGAGGAGAAGGAAGAGGCAGCUGAUCUUCUUUGACCCAGAGACACAGCUCCCUCAGGAGAUGCUGCAGCAGCAGAUUGACGACCCACUGACUGAGACGAGACCCGUGCAUCUCAUUCCACCUUCAGCGCAGAGAACUCACUCUCCUGCUGAACUGUUGAACAACCCAUGCACCUUCUUGCCUGAAGAGGUGCUGUCUCUAUGGCAACGGGCAGCAACUGUCACAUCUGUCGCUGACUCGGACCUGACGGUUGGGGAGCGAGGACCCGAGUCCACGGACUCUGAAAAGGAAAGAGAGCGCGAAAUGGUCGAGGCGGCUGAAAAAGAAGAGGAGAGACGAGAACGCAGCCCCAGAGAGGUCCCGAGAGAUUUGACAGAUUCCGAGUUUUCAGGCCUGAUGCUGGAUGGCUCUGACCAAAAGGAGUUAUCUCGAGAAAUCUCGCCAGUGUUUACUUCAGACAGAGAAGGGCCCAUUGUAUCCAAGUCUUUGUCCGUGAUGCAGGACAUCCCAGAAGUGGAGGAUGAGUUUCCUAUGUUGUUUCCGUCGGACAGUGAAUCGGCACCUGUGCUUUUUCACUCUCUCCUGCCGCCGGAUGUUGACCGCAAAACUGUCAGCACUGCUUUUCAGGGGCUGCUGGAAAAUGUGUCGGCCAGGACGCUUCGUGUGAAGCAGGACGAGCCUUAUGGCGACAUAUUGAUUUUACCUGGACUCUGAUGAUGAAGACGUGCAAGUGAUUUUGUGACGAGCACACGUUCCCCACAUUCCCACUUCAAUGGUCUUCUGCAUCUUGUUAACAUGUUUGACAUUGAACACUGUUGUAUACAACUGUUUUUAUAAAAGUUGGCAUGAAUUUACAUCACUGUACCUGUUGCAAAUUUGACUAAUAAUCUGCAUAUGAAUGUUUCAACUGUUUUUUAUUGUUGUAUUGUUUUUAUACUCUUAUUAAUGUACUCAUGUUGUUCAGGUAACUGUGUUCCUCUGAACAUGUAUGGAAAAAUAAAAGUUUUAUAAGAGUU
Messenger RNA from Solea senegalensis (Senegalese sole), 2231 nucleotides. Its product is annotated as meiotic recombination protein REC8 homolog. The record is from RefSeq and is a predicted model, not a curated record. Gene Ontology annotation, cellular component: cohesin complex; synaptonemal complex. NCBI's taxonomy places the organism in Eukaryota, Metazoa, Chordata, Actinopteri, Pleuronectiformes, Soleidae. Bases 184 to 1929 code for a protein of 581 amino acids. Gene Ontology annotation, molecular function: chromatin binding; protein binding. Gene Ontology annotation, biological process: replication-born double-strand break repair via sister chromatid exchange; mitotic sister chromatid cohesion; synaptonemal complex assembly. The transcript has 17 exons.